AUGCAUGCGAAUGACAUGCCUGACAUUGGAACUCGCUUCGCACUCUUCACGCUCUUUCACCCUGAAUCCUCGCAGCUGUCUGACGAUUCUAAGAUAGGGGACUCGUGUACGGUGGAGGGGAGGGUGUCUAUCAAGAACAGCACUGUAGGCAGCCACACCACCAUCAGAGCCAAUGUCAAGCUCAACAACUGCGUCAUCAUGGACCACGCCGAAAUCGGGGCUGGGUACUGUCUAUUCGGAGAGUGUACAUUUGUAACAUGUCACACGGUUUUUGGGUUUAAAACAUAG
This is a messenger RNA of Sphaeroforma arctica JP610, 288 nucleotides long. RefSeq lists its product as hypothetical. The transcript has a single exon. Gene Ontology annotation, molecular function: guanyl-nucleotide exchange factor activity; translation initiation factor activity. Bases 1 to 288 code for a protein of 95 amino acids. The record is from RefSeq and is a predicted model, not a curated record. Gene Ontology annotation, biological process: cytoplasmic translational initiation. NCBI's taxonomy places the organism in Eukaryota, Ichthyosporea, Ichthyophonida. Gene Ontology annotation, cellular component: eukaryotic translation initiation factor 2B complex; guanyl-nucleotide exchange factor complex.